Molecule: messenger RNA, 5628 nt
Organism: Rattus rattus (black rat)
Lineage: Eukaryota; Metazoa; Chordata; Mammalia; Rodentia; Muridae
Gene: Cdc42bpg
Product: CDC42 binding protein kinase gamma
Exons: 36
Coding region: 943-5322 (1459 amino acids)
Biological process (GO): peptidyl-threonine phosphorylation; actomyosin structure organization
Cellular component (GO): cytoplasm; cytoskeleton
Molecular function (GO): protein serine/threonine kinase activity; ATP binding
Source: RefSeq, a predicted model, not a curated record
CCUGGGAGUGGCCGGACAUGGCCCUUGUGGAGGUGGUGGUGGGGCAGGCGGAUAGACUGUGAUGGAGGAGGAGGUUCCUGCCUGUGUGAAAGCCCCAUCCAGAGAGGGAGGCAGGGCUCCAAGUGGCAGGGCUAUCAAGCCUGGAAGGAAUCCUGUGUGCUCACACCCUCAGGUGCUGGCACUGGGCACCAGGUGAAGCUUUUGGCCCUGUUUGUGUGUCUUGUGAGUACCUGAGCAGACUGGUAUCUGCUCCUGACCCAGGGGCCCCACUUGGGCAACGCAGAGCCUGUCUUUCUGGAGCACUGCAGAAACUGUCCUCCCUGCCCUCAGGGGCUGCCCCAGGCCUUGCCUCCAGCCAGAUUGCUUUGUGCCUACAGGGUCCCCAGACCCAGGCCCACAGUUCCUGGAUGGCAGAGAAGCCUUUCUGGGGUCAAAGAAUGUCACCUAUCCAGUUUCUCAGAUAGGCCCCUGGGCUGGCCUUGUGGGGUCAAAGGCUGUCAACUAGGGGUGAGAGUGGGAUCUUUAUUGCCUCCAGGGUGACCUGGCUGUCAGGAUUAAGCCCCUGGCUAAAGAAGACCAAGGUCCCUCUGUGCCGCAGAUAGAGGCUACCUGGAAUCUAGAGCAGGUGCCCAGGGAGCUUCUGAGGCCAGGUGGCCCACUGAGUCAGGACCCUCACCAAGCUCGUGUCAUGACCAAACAGGCCUGCUUCUGAUCUGUCCCUUGGCUGGGUUGUCUCUGGGAAAGUCACCCCUGUCCUAAUCUCAUGGGAGGUUGCAAGGAAAAAACGCUGUCCACUCUGUCCCCUCAGCCGGCCCCUUUGUAACAAAAGUGAAAGAGCUGCGUCUACAGAGAGAUGACUUUGAGAUCUUGAAGGUGAUUGGCAGAGGGGCCUUUGGGGAGGUUGCUGUGGUGAGGCAGAGGGACAGUGGCCAGAUUUUUGCCAUGAAGAUGCUGCAUAAGUGGGAGAUGCUGAAGAGGGCUGAGACGGCCUGUUUCCGGGAGGAGCGAGAUGUUCUAGUGAAGGGAGACAGCCGCUGGGUGACUGCUCUGCACUAUGCCUUCCAAGAUGAGGAGUACCUGUACCUGGUGAUGGACUACUACGCUGGCGGGGACCUCCUCACACUGCUGAGCCGCUUCGAGGAUCGCCUCCCACCUGAGCUGGCCCAGUUCUAUCUGGCUGAGAUGGUUCUGGCCAUCCACUCUCUGCACCAGCUGGGCUAUGUCCACAGGGAUGUCAAGCCUGACAACAUCCUGCUGGACAUGAAUGGCCACAUCCGCCUGGCAGACUUUGGCUCCUGCCUGCGUCUCAACAACAAUGGCAUGGUGGAUUCAUCAGUCGCAGUUGGGACCCCGGACUACAUCUCUCCUGAGAUCCUACAGGCCAUGGAGGAAGGCAAGGGCCACUACGGCCCACAGUGUGACUGGUGGUCCCUGGGAGUCUGCGCCUACGAGCUGCUCUUUGGGGAAACACCCUUUUAUGCAGAGUCUCUGGUAGAAACCUACGGCAAGAUCAUGAACCACGAGGACCACCUCCAGUUCCCCUCUGAUGUAGAUGAUGUGCCUGCUAGUGCCCAGGCCCUGAUCCGGCAGCUGCUGUGCCGGCAGGAGGAGCGGCUGGGCCGCGGUGGACUGGACGACUUCCGGAGCCACCCGUUCUUUGAAGGGGUUGAUUGGGAGAGACUUGCAACCAGCACAGCACCCUACAUCCCUGAGCUUCGAGGGCCGGUGGAUACCUCCAACUUCGAUGUGGAUGAUGAUACCCUCAACCGUCCCGAGACGCUGCCACCGUCCUCCCAUGGGGCCUUCUCAGGCCACCACCUGCCAUUUGUAGGCUUCACUUAUACCUCAGGCAGCCUCACUGAUGACAAGAGCUCUGAGCUAAUGGCUACCCCAGAGUGGAAGCCCCACGGUGUGGAGCAGAUGAAAGUGGAGCUCAGCCAGAAGUGUCAAGUGGCCCUUCUCCUGCCAGAGGCCUUGCAUAGCUCAUUACAACCCCAGGAGCUGGUGCGACUGCAGAAAGAAGUACAGGUUCUUCAGGAGAAACUGACAGAGACACUGAGGGACAGCAAGGCCUCACUCUCACAGACUGAUGGCCUCCAUGUUAGAAGCCCAGCCCCAGACAUCCAACUACAACAGGAGAAGGACCGCCUCCAGCAGGAGCUGGCUGAAGCGCAGGCAGCAUUGCAAGUGCGGGAUGCUGAACUGUGCCAAGCCCAGAACCGGCAGGAAGAAUUCCUACAGAGGCUGUGGGAAGCCCAAGAGAGAGAGGCAGCUGCAGCCAGCCAGAUCCAGGCCCUGAACUCUCAGCUGGAGGAAGCCUGGGUUGUCCGGAGAGAGCUUGAAGGCCAGGUGACCACCCUGAGUCAGGAGGUGACACAGCUCCAGGGACAAUGUAAACAAGACUCUUCACAGGCCAAGACCGUUCAUGCAGCCCCUGAGACCAACGGCAUAGGAUCUCCUGAGGGUCAGUCUCAAGAGGCCCAGCUGAGGAAGGAGGUGGCUGCUCUGAGGGAGCAGCUGGAGCGCGCCUGCAGCCAAGGGGUCACUGUUGGGAAAGAGGAGGUUCUGUGCCGACUGCAGGAGGAAAACCAGCGGCUGAGCCGGGAGCAGGAACGGUUGGCAGAGGAGCUGGACCUGGAGCUACAGAGCAGACAGCGUCUGGAAGGUGAGCGGCGUGAGAGUGAGAGCAACUGGGAGGCGCAGAUCGCUGACAUCCUCAGCUGGGUGAAUGACGAGAAGGUCUCGAGAGGCUACCUGCAGGCCUUGGCUACUAAGAUGGCCGAGGAGCUGGAGUCCUUGAGGAAUGUGGGCACCCAAACACUCCCUACCCGGCCUCUGGACCACCAGUGGAAGGCUCGGAGGCUGCAGAAGAUGGAGGCCUCAGCCCGGCUUGAGCUUCAGUCAGCACUGGAAGCUGAGAUCCGUGCCAAGCAGGGUCUGCAGGAGCAGCUGACGCAGGUGCAGGAGGCCCAGCGGCAGGCUGAACGCCGCCUUCAAGAGGCUGAGAAGCAAAACCAGGCCCUGCAGCAGGAGGUGGCUGAGCUCCGGGAGGAACUUCAAGCUCGAGGACCAGGGGAUGCCAAGCCCUCCACCUCCCUCAUCCCUCUCCUGUCCUUCUGGAACACAGAGAAGGAUUCUGCCAAGGACACUGGCAAUUCAGGAGAGUCCCCCCGGUCUGGAGCAGAAGCAGAGCUGCGGCCAGAGGGCCGCCGCAGUUUGCGCAUGGGGAGUGUGUUCCCCAGGGUGCCUGCUGCCAACCCUAUCCCUGCAGAGGGUCCUCCUGCUAAGCCUGGUUCUCACACACUGCGUCCCCGGAGUUUUCCAUCCCCUACCAAGUGUCUCCACUGCACCUCGCUGAUGCUGGGCCUGGGCCGCCAGGGCCUGGGCUGUGACACCUGUGGCUACUUCUGCCACUCAGCUUGUGCGACCCAAGCUCCCCCCUGCCCUGUGCCCCCUGAACUCCUCCGCACAGCCCUGGGGGUGCACCCGGAAACAGGCACAGGCACUGCCUAUGAGGGCUUCCUGUCGGUGCCUCGGCCUUCAGGUGUCCGUCGGGGCUGGCAGAGGGUGUAUGCUGCUCUCAGUGACUCCCGCCUGUUGUUGUUUGAUGCUCCUGACCCUCGAGGCAGCAUGGCCAGUGGGGUCCUCCUGCAGGCCUUGGAUCUGAGGGAUCCCCAGUUCUCAGCCACCCCUGUCUUAGCUCCAGAUGUCAUCCAUGCCCAAUCCAAGGACCUGCCACGCAUCUUUAGGGUGACAGCCUCCCAGCUGACAGUGCCACCAUCCACAUGUACUGUGCUGCUGCUGGCGGAGAACGAGGGGGAGCGGGAGCGUUGGCUUCAGGUGCUAAGCGAGCUGCAGCGGCUGCUCCUGGACGCACGCCCAAGGCCCCGACCAGUGUACACACUCAAGGAGGCCUAUGACAAUGGACUGCCGCUGCUGCCUCAUACGCUCUGUGCUGCUAUCAUUGACCGAGAGCGUCUUGCCCUGGGCACUGAGGAGGGCUUGUUUGUGAUCCAUCUUCACAGCAAUGACAUCUUCCAGGUGGGAGACUGCCGCAGGGUGCAGCGGUUGACCGUGAGCUCUGCUGCUGGCCUACUGGUCGUGCUCUGUGGCCGUGGUCCCAGUGUGCGCCUCUUCACCCUGUCUGAGCUGGAGAAUGCAGAGGUGGCAGGUGCCAAGAUCCCUGAAUCCCGAGGCUGUCAGGCUUUGGUGGCUGGGAGCAUCCUACAGGCCCGGACUCCAGUGCUCUGUGUGGCAGUCAAGCGCCAAGUUCUCUGUUACCAGCUGGGCCCAGGACCAGGGCCCUGGCAGCGCCGCAUCCGAGAGCUACAAGCGCCAGCUCCCGUGCAGAGCCUGGGGUUGCUGGGUGAUCGGCUCUGUGUGGGUGCCGCCGGCACCUUUGCUCUCUACCCGCUGCUCAAUGAGGCUGCGCCCUUAGCGCUGGGAACCGGCUUGGUGGCCGAGGAGCUCCCCGCGUCCCGUGGGGGCCUGGGUGAGGCACUGGGUGCUGUGGAACUCAGCCUCAGCGAGCUUCUGCUGCUCUUCGCCACUGCUGGCGUCUACGUGGAUGGCGCUGGCCGCAAGUCACGAAGCCACGAGCUGCUGUGGCCAGUGGCACCCACUGGCUGGGGUUACACAGCACCCUACCUAACAGUGUUCAGUGAAAACUCCAUUGAUGUGUUUGAUGUGAGGAGAGCAGAAUGGGUACAGACUGUGCCACUCAAGAAGGUGAGACCCCUAAAUCCAGAAGGCUCCUUGCUCCUCUAUGGCACCGAGAAGGUCCGUCUGACCUACCUCAGGAAUCCAUUAGCAGAGAAGGAUGAGUUUGACAUUCCCGACCUCACGGACAACAGCCGGCGCCAGCUGUUCCGCACCAAGAGCAAGCGCCGCUUCUUCUUCCGGGUGUCUGACGAGCUGCGGCAGCAGCAGCGCAGGGAGAUGCUGAAGGACCCUUUUGUGCGCUCCAAGUUCAUCUCACCGCCCACCAACUUCAACCACCUGGUGCACGUGGGCCCUACAGAGGGCAGGCCCGGCCCCAGGGAUGGGACCCGGGCUCAGGAACAGAAGAGCAGAGGCACCCGCAGCUCCGGACCGCAGCGGCCCCACAGCUUCUCAGAGGCAUUGCGGCGUCCAAUAUCCAUGGGCAAUGAUGGCCUCCCUGGAGAAACAGACCCCCUAGUGAAGAGGAAAGUUUGGACAUCUCUGUCCAGCGAAUCCGUGUCCUGCCCCCAGGGGUCCCUGAGCCCUGCAGCAUCCCUGAUACAGGUCUCAGAACGGCCCCGGAGUCUCCCUCCAGAUCCUGAGUCAGAGGGCUCCCCCUGAUGCCCUCUGGCAGUGCCCACCCCAUUCCCAAGACAGAAGGAAUGAGGAAGCAAAGAGCUUGAGGGAUGCCAUACCCGGCUGGUCCGGGACAUGUUGAAAUUCAGACUCAGGGAGAGCCUGGGUGGAGGGCUAAGAGCAAGGCGCCUGGGUCCCCAGGAGUGGGGUCUGGCUCCUGGCCCUGUUCCUGCCGUUCUCCUGGGCUUCCAUCAUAGCCUACACUGGCCUCUGGGAGUGCCACGCCUCUACUGCCCAGGGAAGAUUGUGCCAAAGCUGUGCUUCAUGGGGCCAGAGACGCUGUUAGUCAGG